GCAAUCUCUCAUCUAAGGACUCACCACUCUGAGUAUUGUUCCUCUAAAAAUGGUGAUCGGAGAACUAGCUUGCUUGGCCCCGAACUUCCAGAGUUCUCAGUUGAACUUGCCGGAUAAUUUAACCAUCGCAUUGCCCGUUGAUGGUUUAGCCAUCAACUUAAAUGGCAAUGCCGGUGAUUGUGACUAUCCACCUUCCAUCGAUUCCUCCACCGCUCUCCACCCUUUUCUUUCCAGUGAUCUGACUCCCAUUGAUCUGGAUUCGCUCUGCGAAGAAUUCGACUCUUCUUUUGAUGCUUUUUCCAGUGAUCAUUUCCGCAUCUUCGAGUUUAAGAUCCGCAAAUGCGCGCGUUCCCGGUCACAUGACUGGACGGAGUGUCCGUACGCCCAUCCCGGCGAAAAGGCUCGCCGGAGAGACCCUCGGAAAUAUCACUAUUCCGGCACCUCAUGCCCCGAGUUUCGCAGAGGUAACUGCAAGAAAGGUGACUCGUGCGAGUUUGCUCACGGAGUGUUUGAAUGCUGGCUUCACCCCUCUCGUUACAGAACCCAGUUCUGCAAGGACGGAACAAACUGUCGCCGCCGAGUGUGCUUCUUCGCUCACACUCCGGAACAAUUGCGGUUCCUUGCUAGUGGCUCAGGCGAAUCAUCGGAGGGCUCGCCGAUUUGUCACGCUUCCUUCGUUUCAUCGCCUACAUCAGUUCUCCAGCCUUCGCCGAUCUCUUCAUUGGCCGAGUCUCCGCCCACAUCGCCCGGAAAUCCCCGACACGGCUGGAGUGAAGUAAGCGCCUCAAUGUGUGAUGUACAGGGUGAUAAGUCGCCUUCAACUCGUGCUCCUCAUGUGCGCGGUGCGUUCGGUUCGCCUUAUGGGCAUGGUAUCCAUAUGGGUGUGGUGUUUGGUUCACCCCGCGGUUCGAACCUCCGACCCGGGUUUUUUAGCCUUCCUUCGACUCCGAAUCGUACGGUAACGAAAUCUGGGCUUGAUACUCUGGACGUGUGGGAUAAAAGCCGCCAAGAAGAACCUGCCAUGGAAAGGGUCGAGUCGGGAAGAGAACUGAGAGCCAAAAUGUACGCUAAGCUCUGUAAGGAGAAUUCAUUUGGGCGAAGCGACACACAGCUUUCGGGAAUGUUCUGACAUGAAGAGAUCUGUAUUGAUUAUCUUAAAAUUCUGUGUAUAGUUGGGAAGGAAGUCAAGAAGAGGCUUUUUCCCCCUGUUUCGUGGUUUUUAUUUCGGGGAAAAAAAAACAUUAAGCUUCAACAAUCUCUGUACGAUUGAUUUCUUCGGGCUGCCAAAUAUGUGGGAAGCAUGUUACCGUGUAUCUUUUGUGUGUUCAUAUCUUCAUGUCGGUGAAGAAAUGUAUUCUCUUGCAGGCGAAUACUUUUUUCUUAGAAGUAUGUCGGUGAUGGGGAAUAUAGAUGUCCCAGGAGAAAAUCUUUUGUAUAAAAUGUUGUUGGAUUGAUUGUUUGGAUUCAU
Molecule: messenger RNA, 1468 nt
Organism: Neltuma alba
Lineage: Eukaryota; Viridiplantae; Streptophyta; Magnoliopsida; Fabales; Fabaceae
Product: zinc finger CCCH domain-containing protein 23-like
Exons: 1
Coding region: 50-1129 (359 amino acids)
Molecular function (GO): metal ion binding
Source: RefSeq, a predicted model, not a curated record